UCCAUCUCUGGCUGAUCUGAUUCCCGAGGCUGAUGAAGCUACUGUACGACCUUGCCUUGUACCUACAUACAUUAUACUUAUACAUACACAUACAUAGCUCAUCCAUUCCCACUUUUGACGGACCCUUGCCCUCGCUAUCGCAUAUCGACCGCAUCCACGCAGAGUCCAACGACCCGAGUUCCAUCGGCUCGUCCCUGCAACCACUCACCACUUCUACUUGGUCCUCCCCCUCUUGCUCUUGUCAUCUUUGCGGCUCUCUCUUUUUUUGCGACUUCACCUCUUUGCGAAUUGCUCAAUUUUAGGUGCGCGCUUCUGGCGCAUUUCCCACAAACCCCGGCGUUUUGGUCGCAUCAUCCGCCUGCUUCCAUAUUCCAUCUCAAGACAAGAAAGUUGGCAGCAAAAGACGGCCGCCCGCGCGCACUUGCGACUGAGACCUUCCGCUCACUUGAUUAAUUGAUUGAUUGACCCUUUCCACUCCGGCACUCGCUCUUUUCCGCAAAGUUCACCUUGACGACGCCAAACACCAGCAACAAUUGAACAGCAACAGCAACAACCAACACCUAAUUUCCCCCAACCAUCCGACACUGCAGCAGUCUCGAGCUCAGUCCCCUCUUUCUUCCCUUGCAGACGCAACGACAAUACAGCUUGAACGCGAUAACGAGCCACGCCGACCACGCCGACUACCACUUAACGCCGAUCACGACGGACCACGACCACGACCGCAUCGUGUUUCACCAUAACAAUUGGCACAGUACUACACCCAUCUUCUACAGUCCAGUCGGUACUUCUGCUUCUGCCCAUCAAUCCUUUUGCUUUUUUCUUGACUUGUACACGUACAUAGUACGUCCUUGGUUCCUUUAAUUCCGCCGAUUCGGCCUCUCUGCCUGCCGCACCCCAGCCAUCCCCAUUUGGUCCGCCAUUUCAUCUCUUUUGUUUUGUAUCGCAUCGCAUCGCAUCGCAUCCACAACACCUUGACGGCCAGGUCGUCGCGUCGCGUAACAUCAACAAAGACCGACCGACCGACCGACCGACCGACCGACCGACUAUCCGACCGCCUUUGCGACAAAGAGACGGCUUGCGCCGACUAUCAACCGCCUGGGAUCUUCCUCUCCUGUCGCCCUUCCCUUGGUACCUUUUCACCACUCAUUUGGCGACACUCGACUUCUCAACACCACAUUCGCCGCGCCAUCGAGUCCUCGUCGCCGACCUCGCUCGCGCCUGUUUCAACUUAUUACUACCCUUUUAUUCAUCCCUUGCUCUUCCCGUCCCAACCCAAUACCGCAUGACGCUUGUAUAAGACAUAAUGGACCAACAACAUUCCUCCGGGCGUGUAACAAUGCCACGCGACUUUCGCUAUGCCGUCGCGCUCGAACUUCCCGACGCCAGCGAAGGACCAAGGACGCCUAUAAACCUAAUUCCAGAACAUGACGGCUUUCCCCAAAUUCCUUCGCCUCCCAGACCCCGUCUCAAAGUCAAGAGACGCACCACUUCGAACCAGCUCGCUGCGUCACAGCAAUUCCUGGCUUCCGUAGCAGCAGCAGACCUCGCCAUCCCCAGUAUCGAAGAGCCAGAGUCAGACCCAGAGGACUUUACCAUGCGUCCCUUCUCUCCAGAACCCUAUCAAGACUCCCUGUCCUUGCAAAUCCCCCGGGCCAGGGCGUAUUCAGACGCAGGACCAAAGACACCAGUACCAACCACCAUGGCGCUACCAACAUUAACACCCCGUCGAUACCCGGACUGGACCCUUGGUUCAACCAGUAGCUUCGAGUCAACACCUGAAGAGGAUGACGACGACAUAAGCAGGCCAUCAACGUCCCAGUCCACCCAGACCAGCGACUCCUUUCCGAGCCAAUGGUCUCAACUCUCCGGAGACGAAGAAACCGACGAAUGUGACCUUGAAAUCGCCUCCCUCGACGGGAAGGAGGACACUCUACAUGAUUUCGGCACAGCAGGUCUUCUUGACUUUGACGAACCAACCGAGACCCUGCAACAAUUAUCCACCACCACCACCACCUCCUCCAAGGAAGCCAACCUCCAAUCGAAAUUACCGAGAAAGAAAGCCCCCUGGACCAAGCCGAUGAACGAUCACCUCUGGUCUUACUACUCCCUCUACCUGCAAGACCCCAAAGUCACGCCGUUUCGCAUGGGCAAGAACUGCAUUCCACCGGAAGGAGUGUGCGCACGAGUUGCCCGCGAAGCCAUUCGCACCUGGCGGGGGUCGAAAGCGCAAAGGAGCACUGCCGGUGGGAGCGCCGAGGGGGCAGGGACGUUCAUGUGCUGGCCGCACACGCAAGCAGCCACGAGGGCGCAGCUAAGGGAGUUAUGCCGUCAAAAGGCAGCAGCGGCAGCUAAGAACCACCGCUUCCUCUCUCGAAGCGUAACUCCGAUGCAAUCUGUCCAGACGCCCAGGGCGGAGCGGCCGUUUGCGACAGGGGACAUGUCCAUGUCUCUUACGUUGUCCACAUCUGAGCACAUGCAGCCACAAGGGCCAUUGGCACAGUUGACGAGAUCAAGUCUAAGCAUCUUUGAAGCUCUACAACCCAUUCCCAUCCCACAACGGCAGCCACAUGACGCAGAUCAGGAGCCACUACGGGGCCGUCUUGGCUCUCCAUUAUUCGGCCCCUUCCCCAGAUCUGCUGGACAAGCAGACUUUGACGACCCUGAGCCAGCCCAACCGCAAAGCUAUGGUCCUUCCUCGUCAGCCUCCCUUGCCGCCGCAAUCGGCGCAAUCACCACUCGCAAAAGGGGGCAGACGAUCUCCCAUUCCCUCCCGGGUCAACAUAGCCGGCCGACAACAGGCAGACUCCAAAGCCCCGUAAGACUCAACCGAUCCAGUGCGCCUGGUAAGCGGAGGAACACGCAUUCGCAGGGUGGAGACCACAGAAAAAAGACUGCUCCUGCUCCUGCUCCUGAUUCUGUAACAGCAGUAGCAGCAGCAGUAGACUCCAGGCCAAAGGUAGAAGAGGGAACCACCACCUCCAGCACUACCAGAGGCCGAAGCUCAACCGAAUUCAGUUCAACCCUAGGCCACCGAUUUGACGAGUUGUUUAUCCCAAGGUCUACUUCCACCGGUGCCGAUCUUGCUGCUGCUCCAAUCCCAUCUGAGGCACCGGCACAGGGUCCAUGUCUUCCCAGCUCCAUUAGCAUGCCAGCAAUCCUCGGCUUUACUCCUUUCCAUGUCGCCCAACCUUCACAAGAAGAGUCCAAUGCCCAACCACCUGCCAGGCUGGGAUCGCCGUUGAGUUUUACCUCUACUUUCUCCGCUACGCGCCACGGCCACAUUCGAAGACCGGGACACGGACAGAGUGUAGAUCUGGGGAUGCUUGGUCGUGGACCAGCUGCGUUGAUGCAGCAGGCUAUGAAUCAAGGGCAGAUGCGUGGCGGGAGGCGGAGCCAGGAGUCGAUCAGUGAACUCCAGAGACCCCGACCAGAGGCUAGCAGGACCAACAGCACUGGAAGUGGAAGCGCAAGUGGAAGCGGCAGCGGAAGCGAAACAACAAGAGGUGGGAGGAUGGCGGAUUUGAGGCAGCGGUUAAGGGAGUUGAGUAGACGGAGGGGUGGGGAAGGGGGGAGGAGGAGGUCUGGAAGUCCGUUUUGAGUCACACCGUUCAUUUCUUUUGCUUCUGGGAUGGGGUGUUCUUGCGUAUGAUUAUGCUUUACGGAGGAACGGCGUUAUAAGAGUGUUUCUCCUUACCUACUACUACUACAUGGCCGGCGGAGAAAGUCGGGGUUCAUGGCGUUUAUGAAAGCAUAUGUCUGGUGGCAUCCACAUGCCUCGGCGUUUGUAUUGAAGGAGUAUGGACGAAUUUCCUUGGAGAGCUGCUACCAGUGACUUCUCACGGUCAGUAGGUAGGCAACGUGGUGGCACUGGCGCCAGUUACUUAUUGUGCCGCGAGGCAUUUCUUUCUUUGCAUACUUGGUAUCUUUUCUUCUUUUUCUUUUGGACUUUUGUUGUCUUUGGAACGGACCUCUUUACUUCGCUCUACUCUCUGUACACUCAACCGUACCAUGGUUAAACAGUACAUGGCGACUGAUUGGUAUUUUCCUCUCCUCUUUUUUUCCUCACGGGUUUUGGUCAUGUACUUGCCACAUGGAACGGCGUCAAUAGCGAAGCUCACCUCACAGCAUAUCUAAUUUCUUUCUUCCAGCCUACUUAGAUUCUCAUAUCACGCAGAUAUUUUAUUUACUCAGACACAUUUGAGCUUGCAAUACUCGUCUCUAGCGCACAUUGUUCGAUCAUUAAAGGCUUAUACUCGCAUAUAGCUCAACAUUGCAGCUUGGUGACUUGGC
Messenger RNA from Neurospora crassa OR74A, 4290 nucleotides. RefSeq lists its product as hypothetical. Bases 1304 to 3598 code for a protein of 764 amino acids. The transcript has a single exon. Lineage: Eukaryota; Fungi; Ascomycota; Sordariomycetes; Sordariales; Sordariaceae. The record is from RefSeq and is a predicted model, not a curated record.